AUUAUUCGUGGCGUAAUUGCCCCAUUUAGCACAGCUCGCUUGACACAAAAGUUACCAGCUGAUCUGCUGGGAAGAAAACGGUCUACUGCUACUGAAGAAAACGGUCAAGACGGGCACUUCCUCUUAGUGUAGCGGUGUUCGGAGUCGAUCACAUUUUUAUCAUUAACCUUUUAGGCUGAGUCAUGCGUUCCUUGUCUCGCGUCAAAUUUGCCAAUGUUUAUGCAGGAAUGAUUGAUUUGUGCACUUGUGCCGAAACCUACUUAACAAAAAUAAAACAAAUUUUUGUCCUGUUAUGUUGUUUAAAGAGUGAAAAUGCACUUGGAUAAAAGUAAAAAUGUACUUUUCGAAUAAAAUAGAAAUAAAGAGAGAGAAUCAUUGCCGCAAAAACAAAAUCAACACUAAUAUAAACAUAAUAUAUUAAAGAAAAUAUUUCAGCAGUAAUAACAGUGAUUGAUUAUUGUUUUGUGCGAGUCGGUGUGAAGGACCGGUUGGGUUCAUCUAGGCUCCCGACCCUUGUGUUUAUGCUAUAUAUAAGCACAUCAUGGCAUAAUAUAGUACCAGGGUAAAUGCGAAUGGAUUACCGGUACAUAAAAUAUAAAUAAGAUAAAGAAAUUAGUGAAUGAUGCACAAAUUAAAGUGUAAAAUAUGUCAUAAAUUACAGUUAAACAUGUACAGAAACGGGAUAUAAAAAUGAACAUUUAUUACGAUCUUCCACGCAUCUGGAACUCUGAAUUGUUCAACUAUUCCCAUAAAUAUGAAAAUCCUAUCCAAACUGCCAUCGGACGACAGUUGAUGGUUCGCCUAGUUGGCUAGAUUUUAUUUCAAUUUCAUCUUCAACGAGUAAAAAUCAAACAGACGAACUAUGAUUAUGUCCAAAAUAGUAUUAUGCUCUUUGUACUAACCACAUGUAAAAUGAAAAUCUUGCACAGGGUAAUCGCUAUAAUAUAUAGGGCCAUCAUUCUCUGCGGCUAUGAAUACGCAAUGAAUACACUGCGCCGCAAACGACUAUAAAUGGUUAUUUUACUCUUGUAGCAAUCAUUACAGCAACGUGUCAUAGCAGAGAGUGAGUUAAGUUUUAGAGGAUUAAAUAUAAAUAUACAGCGGGAUUGUUUGGAGAAAAACAAAAUAUUUGGGACCAUAUUUAGUCACGCGAAAGAAUCAGUGACCCGCGACGCUGACCUGAUAUGUUUCUAAGGAGACGGUGAAGCAGCAAAAUUCCCGGAGACGUUCUGAUUUCUUUUUCUGUAAAUGAUUUUGCUAGUCUAUAUCUACUAAGUUUCUCUUGGUGCGAAAUAAAGGCAAUGGCGUCUCUUCAAGGGAUCGAUCCCGCACUAAAAGAAUAUCUUAAAGUACACCAACUUCCCGAAGUAUAUGAGUGUAUCCUUACUGGUUUGAUGAUAGCAUGUCCAGAGGAUCCUUACAAAUGGGUUGUUGAAAGCAUUAAAAAAAUACGCGAUCAAGGUCUGGAUACAAUGACAUGGGAUAUGUUCGUUCCAUUUGAAUGUCAGCCAAAGAUAAAACAAAUGGCAGAAAGUUACUUGGAUGAGAUUUUCAAGUUCUAUGACAAGUUAACCCCAUCACCAGAUAUGCUGAAAGCAGCUUAUAGCCAUUAUUAUGGCAGAUUACAAAAAAUAUGUUUCAAAGGAUGGCUUAAAUACUACUUGGACAAGAAAAAUCAUCGAAAUAUGAUUCGAAAUAAAGUCAAAGAAGCCAGACAAUACCACAGGACAAGAAUGAUGAGAAUAUCAUUUUCUAAAUGGCAUACUUGGAAAUGUUACGUGAAAAAGAGACAAAAUAGUGGUUUUGAUAUGAUUUCAAAAGUUUGGAAUGAAUCAGUUUGUCGGCUUGUUUUUCGAGCUUGGAGAUCGGUUGCUGUAGACGCACGUAAGACUAGAGAAUAUUUUGAACGUCUAGAACGUGGAGAAUUGGAUGAAGAAUUCGGUGUCGAAACUGGAGACAAGGAUCUGCCUAGUGAUACAUUUAGAGAUGAAGUGUCUUUGCUUCCACGAAGAUGUGCUAUACAAAUAUUCAGUAACCUGAACUUGAUUGAACUUAGUAGAUGUGCAAAAGUUUGUAGAGCAUGGAAAGUUAUAACUGGAGCCCCUUCAUUAUGGAGUCAUCUUAACUUCAGUAGAAUUAAAAAUAAAGUGAAUGAUAGAGCCAUUAUUCAGUGCUUACAGAAGAGUCGUCCAUACCUUGUACAUCUCAAUCUUCGACAAUGUUUUGCUGUGCAUUGGCCUGCUUUUAAAGCAAUUGCUGAAUGCAGAAAUCUUCAGGAUAUAAACAUUUCAGAAUGCAAAGGAGUCAAUGAUGAAAUUAUAAGAGCAAUUGCUGAAGGAUGUCCAGUGCUGCUGUAUCUCAAUCUCUCAUACACUGAAAUAACCGAUGGCACAUUGCGUACAUUGGCAAGAUGUUGUCUGAACAUGCAAUACUUGAGUCUGGCAUAUUGUAACAAGUUCACAGAUAGAGGUUUGUACUAUCUGGCUACUGGGAAAGGAUGUAAGAAACUGACUUAUCUUGACCUGUCUGGCUGCACACAAAUAACUCCUCAGGGAUUCAAGCAUAUAUCUAACGGAUGCAAUGGGCUUCAAUCACUGUUUCUGAAUGAUCUACAUACUCUUACUGAUAGCUGUCUAACAAAUAUUGCAGAGAAAUGCCUGAAUAUCAAGGGAUUAUAUCUUAUUGGAUCCCCAAAUCUUUCUGAUUCUUCGUUCAAAGCUCUAGCACAAGGGAAGAGACUACAGAAAGUUCGAAUCGAAGGAAACCAAAAGAUUUCGGAUAAUACAUUUAAAACAUUCGGAAAGCUAUGCCCAAUGCUUGGCCACAUUUAUGUCGUGGAUUGUCAGAGAAUCACAGACAUGAUGUUGAAAGCACUUGCUUCGUUAAGAAACAUCAUUGUCAUCAAUGUUGCGGAUUGUGUGAGAAUCAGCGACUCAGGAGUGAGACAGCUAGUGGAAGGUCCUUCAGGACCGAAGAUUCGAGAAAUGAAUCUCACAAAUUGUGUGAGAGUUAGUGAUGUCUCUCUACUGAGAAUAGCACAAAGAUGCCAUGGAUUAACUCACUUAUCACUAUGUUUCUGUGAGCAUGUAACAGAUGCUGGAAUUGAAUUGCUUGGGAACAUGGUUUCAUUAACGCAUGUCGACCUGUCUGGCACAAACAUUCAAGACCAGGGUCUUACUGCACUCGGAACCAACAGUAGAUUGAAGUCGAUAGUAAUAUCAGAAUGUUCAUCCAUCACUGAUCUUGGUUUACAAAAAUUUUGUCAACAAGUCAAAGAAUUGGAAGAACUUGAUGUUUCCCAUUGCAUGACUCUCACCGAUACAGCAAUAAAAAAUCUAGCUUUCUGCUGCAGAAUGCUGACAAGCUUAAAUCUUUCUGGAUGCCCAUUGUUCACUGAUCUAAGCAUUCAAUACUUGUCUGGCGUUUGUCAUUACAUUCAUAUCCUCAACAUAUCAGGCUGUAUCCACAUCAGUGACAGAGCACUUAAAUAUUUAAGAAAAGGAUGUGCACAACUUCGAGUUUUAAUAAUGCUUUAUUGUAAAAGUGUGACAAAGGCUAUGGCUCACAAAUUCCGGUCGAAAUUGGAAAAACUUGAAUACAGCAGCGAUGAAGUUCCAAGCUGGUUCAAUUAUGCUGUUGCUCCUUCGUUGCAUGGCAAAAAGAAACCUGUUCGAGCAGAUGAAGGUCCAAAGUGGAUUGAGCUGGAAGAUACAGAAUGAAGCAUUAACGUGGAAAUAGGGAAUAUUCGAAAGUGCCAUUCCAAAGUGAAUCCUCUGCAUAACACGAACAGAUAAAAUUUAACAGUAUAUUACAUACAAAGCGAUUUGUAAACCAUGACCACACUUACACUUCCAACCAAAAAUUGGAUACUUUAAACAAAUUUCAAUAUUGAUGAAAUAAUAUUUUUAACUAAUGCUAUGAAUGAUGACAUAAGGACAGUUUUAUCACGUUCAACUUUUAUUAGUUAUUUUUGCAUUUAUAGGUGAAAAAUGUUAUGUGCCAAGGCCAAGCUACCUAUCUCUAUCAAAUGCAGAAGUUUUGUAUGAGACAAUUUCACAUUUUAUUUUAUUUGUUAAUCUACAAGGCACAAAUCCAUAAUUUAUAUAUCCUUAAAAAUAAGAUAGAUAUAUUUUAAUUUUUUGUUACUUUAUAUCUUUAUAAAU
Molecule: messenger RNA, 4163 nt
Organism: Styela clava
Lineage: Eukaryota; Metazoa; Chordata; Ascidiacea; Stolidobranchia; Styelidae
Product: F-box and leucine-rich repeat protein 13-like
Biological process (GO): SCF-dependent proteasomal ubiquitin-dependent protein catabolic process
Cellular component (GO): SCF ubiquitin ligase complex
Molecular function (GO): protein binding
Source: RefSeq, a predicted model, not a curated record